AUGGAAAACUUCGGGCCAGUCAGCAUGGCAUUGAUAAUAUUCGGGGUCUCAUUUGCUCCCAGCUUACUUCCUUCUGUACUUCUUGCUUCUAAAAGGCUUAAAAAUAUCUAUGACAAGGCAAGCAUAGUAUCUGCUGGUCUAUUACUAGCCAUUUUAUUCGUUGACUUCAUGCCGCACUUGGUGAAUGGAGGGUGCAGUCACACGCAUGAAGUAAAUCAUGAAGCACCAGGCAUUGGGGCAGUCAUAGGACACACCCACAGUCACUCACAUGGACACGGGUGCAGUCACUCACACGGUAAUGGGUGGGAGGAAAAAGUCAGAGCAUUUAAUCCGGGUCUUGUCAUAGCAGGACUCACUUUGAUCAGUCUUAUAAUUAUAGACCAAAGGGUAAUAAAGCACGCACAUUGCAACAAGGAAAGAACCCCUGAGAAAGCUGAAUCUGGUGAGAUUUUACAUUCACAUUCCCAUGUAGAUGUACACGCAGGACACUCACACGGGACAGUUAGACACGAAGGACACCCUCAUGUGGAGCACUUGCAUGCCUCUGAGCUAAAUAAUAUUCUGGCAGAAAGACAAGUUGAAGAGACAGAGAAGAGUGCACAUGAGAUAAAGGGCUGCUGUACGGAUGGCUUGAAAUAUAAGACAACCGUAAAGCAAGCACUCAUUUUUAUCUUUAUAUUCUCUAUUCACUCCAUAUUUGAAGGAUUUGCAUUUACGCCUGGACAAAAGGGCACUUCUACUCUGUUCAUUGGCCUGGCAGUCCAUAAGGUCCUGGAGUCUAUUACAGUGGGAAUUGCCUUGUUCUCUUCUCAGUUCAGUAAGAAGGUGGCUGUAGGUCUAUUAUUUGUGUACUCUUCCCUUACACCAAUUGGUAUGGUAUCUGCAUAUCUUAUCUCACACGUGAUUAACUCAUGGAUUAUCCGAGAUAUUUUCAAUGGGAUAUCCUUUGGGAGUCUGUCAUUUAUUGUCUUAGUGGAGAUGCUUCCUCCAAUUGUGCACUCACUAACGACAGGCAUGAAAAUAUUCUACCUUCUGUGCGGAUACGCAGUUGGUGCAGUGUUCAUUAGCAUGGCACAUGCCCAUUAA
This is a messenger RNA of Nematocida ausubeli, 1086 nucleotides long. RefSeq lists its product as uncharacterized. The record is from RefSeq and is a predicted model, not a curated record. NCBI's taxonomy places the organism in Eukaryota, Fungi, Microsporidia. Gene Ontology annotation, biological process: zinc ion transmembrane transport. The coding region runs from base 1 to 1086 and encodes 361 amino acids. Gene Ontology annotation, cellular component: membrane. Gene Ontology annotation, molecular function: zinc ion transmembrane transporter activity. The transcript has a single exon.